AUGUGUGCCAAUUUCAGGCAGCUGACUAUGAUGCAGCGACCAUUGGGAACCAGCACUGCUUUUAGCAUAGACUCGCUGAUAGGCACCACGUCCCAGCCCAGCGCGGGCCACUUUGUCUACACCGGCUAUCCCAUGUUCAUGCCCUACAGACCCGUGGUGCUGCCCCAGCCGCCCCUCCAUGCCGUGCCGCCGGCUCACCACCACCCCCAGGUCAGCAACCUGCCCGGCUCCCUGCCCAACGCCUUCUGCUCCAGCCUGGGCCAGGGCAUGGCAGUCACCACGCUGAUGGCCAGUCUGCCGGGCACCGGGGAAGGCAGCAGGAGCUUCCCGCCUUCCCAGCACCAGGAGCCGGCAAGGAAGUUCAUCCAGGCCCUGGCAACUUUCGACAAGGCUUCAGAAGGGAAUCAGCCGGACAGCGAGGAACCCAAGGCGUUUCUGUGCAAAGACAGUCCCUCGCUCUCCUUCCCGGCCCCCGAGACUGUGCAGACGGCGAUCGGUGCUGUGGCACCGAACAGGGCUCAGGGGAAGGAGGAAUCGAAAGGAAACGAAGAGACCAAAGGGAAAGAGGAGAGUUUCUCAAUGGACAGCGACCUCGACUACAGCUCAGACGAGAACACAACGAGCCAGAGUCACAAAGAGGAGGACUCGGGAGCCGGACUGGAGGAGGGCUGUGUCGGGGUUCAAGGGAACAACAACCCCACCGCCUCGGUCAGUGGUAAAAACAGGCGGCGCAGGACAGCUUUCACCAGCGAGCAGCUCCUGGAGCUCGAGAAGGAGUUUCAUUGCAAAAAGUACCUUUCUCUCACCGAGAGGUCGCAAAUCGCUCACGCCCUGAAACUCAGCGAAGUGCAAGUGAAAAUCUGGUUCCAGAACCGUAGGGCCAAGUGGAAACGGGUGAAGGCGGGUAACGCCAACUCCAAAUCUGGGGAACCCUCCCGCAAUCCGAAAAUUGUGGUGCCCAUCCCUGUGCACGUCAGCCGCUUCGCCAUCAGGAGUCAACAUCAGCAGCUCGAGCAACCCAGACCCUGAAACAGGGGAGCAGAGCAAGCAAGGUUUAAACACACACCUACACACACUCACACACACACACACACACACACU
Messenger RNA from Callorhinchus milii (elephant shark), 1101 nucleotides. It is a transcript of the gene gbx2, whose product is annotated as gastrulation brain homeobox 2. Gene Ontology annotation, biological process: regulation of nervous system development; regulation of transcription by RNA polymerase II. The coding region runs from base 1 to 1029 and encodes 342 amino acids. Gene Ontology annotation, cellular component: nucleus. The record is from RefSeq and is a predicted model, not a curated record. The transcript is spliced from 2 exons. Gene Ontology annotation, molecular function: DNA-binding transcription factor activity, RNA polymerase II-specific; RNA polymerase II transcription regulatory region sequence-specific DNA binding. Lineage: Eukaryota; Metazoa; Chordata; Chondrichthyes; Chimaeriformes; Callorhinchidae.